Closterium sp. Yama58-4 is the source of this 564-nucleotide messenger RNA. The record is from the annotation of a GenBank genome assembly. NCBI's taxonomy places the organism in Eukaryota, Viridiplantae, Streptophyta, Zygnematophyceae, Desmidiales, Closteriaceae.
AUGUACCGAAUGGAGUGUGCGGUGUGUAUUUGUGACUUUAACGGGGGUGAGCUGGUUCGCUCUCUGCCCUGCACGCAUCGGUUCCACGUCAGCUGCAUCGACCACUGGCUCGCGGAUAGGACUACCUGCCCCGUGUGCCGAGUAGAUCUCAAAGUGACAGCAUCGGAUCCACUUCACUUAUACGAAGACAUGAUGGGGGAUUCUAGUAAAGAACGUAGUACCUCUGAUGCUGUAGCUGCGGAACGUUCCGUAGCCGGCGGCGCGGUUGGCGAUGUGGAAUCGCAGGAAAAGCCGCCAGAAGCACGAAGUGCUACCGAGUUGAAACAAGGAAUCAUUGUUGCAGCGAGCAGGGAAUGCACAGUGUGCCUGUGUGACUUUAGAGAGGGUGAGCUGCUUCGCUAUCUGCUGCCCUGCGAGCAUCGAUUCCACGUCAGCUGCAUCGACCACUGGCUAGCCGACAAGACCACGUGCCCCGUGUGCCGAGUAGAUCUCGAAGUGACAGCAUCGGGUGUGACUAAAGAGAGCGGAACAAUAAACGAGGUGGAGGGAAGCGGGGCGGUGUGA